Messenger RNA from Colletotrichum orchidophilum, 1365 nucleotides. Its product is annotated as arginine N-methyltransferase 2. The transcript has 2 exons. The coding region runs from base 1 to 1365 and encodes 454 amino acids. NCBI's taxonomy places the organism in Eukaryota, Fungi, Ascomycota, Sordariomycetes, Glomerellales, Glomerellaceae. Gene Ontology annotation, cellular component: nucleus; cytoplasm. Gene Ontology annotation, molecular function: protein arginine N5-methyltransferase activity. Gene Ontology annotation, biological process: peptidyl-arginine methylation. The record is from RefSeq and is a predicted model, not a curated record.
AUGGCGAUCGACGACUCGAUGCAGUCCCGCAUCACAACAGACUGCCCCGACGCAACUCGCGAAAUCCUCCUCCACGCCUGGAGCCAUGACACCUCCGCCCUGAAGAAACUCCUACAAGAACCCGGCCACGCGAGCUGCCAGGAUCCGACGACCGGCGAGACACCCCUCCACGCCGCCAUUCGCGCUUGCGGGCCUGCCCCCGCCGCUACCACCGAAAACGACAAUGACAACGAUGACGGAGACAACGGUGAAGACCUACAGGUCGAAGAAGCCAAGGAGACGGUCCACGAGCUCUUUCUCUCCGGCGCAAUCUGGAAUGACGUCGACAACAAUAACGAGACGCCGGGCUGCCUCGCCCUCCGCCUGGGCCAGACCUCGCUCUACAAGCUCUGCGUCGAAGCGGGCGUGCGCGCCGAGAUGCUCUUUGGACUUCUCGACGGGUACGAGGCGCUCUCCUCGGGGGGUUCUGAGAUGGACGAAGACGAGGACCAGUACGAGGCUGUCGAGGUGACUGAUUCCACAGACGCGGUUAUCGAGGAUGUAGAAGACACAGAAGAGGCCCCAGAGCUCGUCGAAGCACCAGCAGAACAAAAAAGGUUCCAGCCCCCCACCGUCGAGGACCCAAGCCUCAACUCGGAAGAGUAUCUGCGCUCCAAUCUGACCUACUCGGACGGCAAACUCGUCGACGAUGGCGGCAACGGUGUCAUGAUGGCCUGGGAGACGGACAUCAUGCGCAAGAGCGUCGACGCCCUCAUUCCCCCUAACCCCGCCUCCGUUUCAGCCACCAGCGGCAAACGCAUCCUCAACAUCGGCUUCGGCAUGGGCAUCAUCGACACCAUGUUCCGCUCAACCUCCCCCUCAAGACACCACAUCAUCGAAGCUCACCCUGAAGUCCUCUCGCACAUCGACGCCAACCCCUCCGAUGCCUCCAAAUUUGGCGCAGCAUGGGAGGCCAGCGGUCCCGAACAAGGCGCCUACAAGAUCCACCGCGGCCGCUGGCAGGACGUUGUGCCGAAACUCCUCGAGGCCGGCGAGGUCUACGAUGCAAUCUACUUUGACACCUUUGGCGAAGACUACGGCCAGCUAAAGAUGUUCUUCACCGAGUUCAUCCCGGGUCUGUUGGAUUUUGAAGGACGCUUCAGCUUCUUCAACGGCUUGGGGGCAGAUCGGAGGAUAUGCUACGAUGUGUACAUCAAGGUGGUGGAGAUGCACAUGGCGGAUGCGGGUCUAGAUGUCGAGUGGGAUGAGAUGGAUGUGGACAUGAAGGGGUUGGAAAAGGCUGGCGCCGGCGAGUGGGAGGGAGUGGUGCGCAGGUACUGGACUUUGGACAAGUACCGCUUGCCCACCUGCACGUUCAUGGGUUGA